AUGCGGAGUUUGCAUCUGUCAGUUGCUUUAAAUCAUGGACACCUCCACAAACCUAAACCUGGUGAAGAAUUACAUAUCACGUUUAUCACCAAAGACGGCGAACAACACACAUUUGAGGUGGCAGAGGGAGACAAUAUCUUAGAUAUUGCUCAAAAUUAUAACUUAGAUAUGGAAGGUGCCUGUGGUGGUUCUUGUGCAUGUCUGACAUGCCAUGUCAUCGUUGAUCCCGAGUUCUAUGAUGAAAUACCUGAACCCGAUGAUGAUGAGAAUGAUAUGUUGGAUUUGGCUUUUGGUUUGACUGAAACUUCAAGACUUGGUUGUCAAGUCAAGAUGACCAAAGAAUUGGAUGGCAUAAGAGUGGCUUUACCUGCUAUGACCCGUAACUUGCAAAAGGGUGAUUUCCAAUAA
Molecule: messenger RNA, 408 nt
Organism: Lizanozyma spartinae
Lineage: Eukaryota; Fungi; Ascomycota; Pichiomycetes; Serinales; Debaryomycetaceae
Gene: YAH1
Product: adrenodoxin
Exons: 1
Coding region: 1-408 (135 amino acids)
Biological process (GO): P450-containing electron transport chain; positive regulation of oxidoreductase activity
Cellular component (GO): mitochondrion
Molecular function (GO): 2 iron, 2 sulfur cluster binding
Source: RefSeq, a predicted model, not a curated record